AAUUCGCCCAGUCCUUUUCCACCCUUUUCCCCAUUUACUUUUUUCAAGAAUUUCUUAGGCAUCGCACAUCCUGCAUCCAAUCGUUCUGCAUCUCGACUCGGGUCGAUAAUUCAACUUUCGCGCUCAUAUGGAGCCAUCAUCGACCGCGGAACAGCGCGCCUUCCUCGUCGCAAAGCUUAAGCGGGCGGCGUCCCUACCUCGUAUGAAAGAUGGCCGUAGGCCACCGAUGCACGUAGAAGCCGUCAGCGAAGGAGAGAGGUCGCAGGGAGAGGAUUAUGAAGAGGUGGAAGAGCAGCGAGGGAGGCCGGGGAGUAGUGUGAGGAUCAGUGUUGUAGAGAGGCCUAGGAGUUUCGAAGAUGACGAGGAAGAAGGUGCGGAGGGAGACGGAGGCAGGGAAGUGGAUGUGCAUACGCUUCGUAUGGAAGACGGUGAAACCGAGAGAGUGGAGGAAGAGCGGGUGCAGGUGGAAGAUGUCACACAGGAUUAUCCGGCUCGAGAAGAAGAGGCGGAAGAAGGUCAGAUGGAAGAAGAAAGAGAGGUCGUUUCUCCGCCACAGACCCCGCUACCCUCUGAAGAUACUUCGACUGCCGCCCAGGGCAAGCGCAAACGUCGUUCACGAUCCAGACGGCGGUCUCGAGAUUCUAAAGCCAAAGCUCGCGCAUCUCCUGCUUUCGUCUCCGCCAAUGACUCAUCACCCGACGAAGAGUCCAUGCCAAAUUACCCUGCCAGUCCAAGUCCUAUUCCUGCCCAUGCUAGUCCUAGCCCUAUACCGCCCUUCCCGAACGGUUUCACUGGAACACCACUCAUAUCGCCAAUACCUGCUCAUUUCAUGGCUCUACAACAGCAGCGGAUGUUCAUGUCCCCUGAACCAGGCAUGAUGUACCCCGGUACUUCUCCACCGACACCUUCACCAAUGCUCACACUCCAAGAUAUUCAACGCGAAGCUCUUUCACGUGGCCUCUUUCGCUCGAAUAGUGCCGCCGCCCGUUUAAUGGCCAUGAACCAACUCACACGGAAUGAGCAGCCCGACCCAUCGCUCUCUUCGCCCUCUCCCACUCCAAGAGGACUAGGACUAGGGCGAAACAACACCGUGGCUGGUGGCGAACGUAAUGCGGCUAGAAGAUUAAUGAUGGGAAGGUUGAAGGAGCGGUUGAAGGAGAAGGAAGCCGAAGCCGAGGCUGAGCAGACGAGCGCGGGCGAGGAUCAACCUAUCCCGCUACCACCGAAAAGAAGAUCAAGGAGACGGAGUAGGAGGUCAUCAAAUCGGUCGACGGUCGUGGACGAUAGAGAGCUCUCUUCUACCACUUCUCCUAAUACGCCUGUGAACGGCCCAGCACCUCUUCCUCUCGAGCUACCGGAUCCACCGCGGCCACCUUCUUCGCUGGCUAGGAGUCCAACACCUGGGAGGAGAUCGAGUAUUGAACGGGAGAGGGAUGAGACACUCAUGAAGUUGAUGGGUGGUUCACCGACGUAUGAGAAGAGUCCGUUAGAGAGACGGGGUGUGGUCGUGGAGGAAGAGGACGACGAGCAGGACCAGGAUCAGGAUCGGCCACUCACGCCACCACGGCUACCAGUUACGCCACCUCGGGUCAGUAAUGUUCGUGGCGUACAUGCUUCGGAUGCGCAAUCGUACAUGUCGAGAGAGACGGGCGUUGGCGUUCCCGUGUUCUUGUCGGAAGCAAGUUAUAAGCAGCAGGACAUCUUCCCUUCGAGUCCUUUCGCCACCCCGUUGAAGGAGCAACCCGAGAUCGACGAGAAUGAUGAGGAUAUGAUGCUGAACCCUAAUGGGAGUGGUGAGAAGAGGUGGACGGACGGCUACAAUCGGGAUAUCAGUUGGAUGGCUGAACCAGUGCCAGAAGACAAUCGGAUACCCAUCCAUGAUGAGGACGACUACGACGAUGGGCAGCAUGAAGCACGCUCUGUUCCCAUCGAGGAGCGCGAACCCUAUGAAGAGCCUCCAUCACCGUAUACCGAUUCUCACGAUGAAGCACCCUCUCACGACGAGGAUCCCGAAAAUGACCACGACCACCGCGACCUCGAUGUAACGUCUCCCGAGCCCCAGUCUCUUGCACCACCGUCUCCUUCCUCAGCCGCUCCCUUACAGAGUGAACGCGUCUACCCCGCUCGUCUCUCCGUUGCCUCUGCGAUUCACCCCGAACUCUCGUCGCCACAUAUCGACUAUCUGGAGUGGGAGGAGGCGAAAGCGAUGGGAUCAGGUUCGGAAUCACAUUCGAAGAAGAAUGGAGAGUCAAGUACUGCUCUCAGCCGGUGGGACAAAGUUAAGAACACGCUUAUGCGGACCAACUCGAGUCAGGGCAGGAGGUCGAGGACGAACAGCAUACGGGAACGGGAGCGAACCCCAAAUACGGACUCGAGCGUUACUAGAGAGAGUGGCGCAAGCCUUACCAGUAGCUCACAAACUGACAAGGGCGACAAGAAUGUCGUGCUGGAUUUGUCGUCACCUCACUUUGCGAGCUCGUCCAAUGGGCCGUCCCCUGUACCGCCUGCCUCACCAGAAAUGAUAGCGAGGUAUCAGGACUCGAAGCUAUUCCCAUUCCCGGGCAUCCAGAAGCUCCAAGAGCAGCGCAACAAAGCUCUCGGUCAUGCUGCCAAUGCGUCAUCCCCUGAUAUCUUCUUGCAAGUCGGGGAAGACGUGCUUGGCUCGAGCUCGAAUUCUUCGCACACCCCACAACCUUCACCCGAAGUGCCACGAGAACGCAAACUUUCCCACCAAGCAUCGGACAGUCGCCUCAUGAUGAAAUUCAGCGGCGCUCCCCCAAUAGCGAAUGUCCCUUCAUCCGCAUCCCAGCCUGAAUACGACGCAUCCACUGGAGCACACCUCGCCAACGGGCUAGGGAGCGCCAACGGACACGGUAACGGAUCGUGGCUGAACACCAAGUUGCCUCACAACCGGGAAGGGGUGAAGAAGUGGCUCACUGCGAAGAAGCUCUUCUCGUCACAGGGUGGUUCGACCGCUUCGCACACCACACCGCUGCAGAUCUCCGCGCCUAUCUUGCAGUCGACGACGGCGGACAAGAAGCCCUCGCUAACGGAUCUCUUCAAGGUUCGAAAAGAGAACGGGCUCAUGUCGGACUGGGAGGACGUAUCGAAGACGCCGACGAGUACUAGUGGAAGUACGUUACUGGGUAAAGGGUCUGUCAAGGACGGAAGAGAGUCAGCGGUACCGCCAGAGACGCCCGUCACUGUGAACCAUAACGAGACGGCAUCGAUGUCGCUCCCACCACCCUUGACUCCGCAGCCUCGCGAUAUCAUCGAGGACGUGUCUUCUUCUCCCGCUCACUCUCCGAAUGGAGAUGCCCAGUUUGCGUCUUACCCCAUAAGUUCGGAUCAAAGGCUGCCCAUGCCUUCGCCUCCGGAUUUGACGUCGACUACGCCAGAUCCCAUGUCUUCCCUCGAUUCUUUCCACGUUCGGUCAGAAUCUUCAUCUUCUACGCUUUCGUCACAUCGGUCUACCGAGCCUGUUGUCGCACAGUCUCAGGGAUCGAUCGUGUUGGAGAGAUUGGAUGAAGUUUUGAGUAGGAUGAGUAGCGGGAGUCGUGGCCCCACGUCGAGCGCAUCAUUCAUCGACGAUCCUCCGAGGAAACUACUCCUGUCCUCUCCAGUUUUACAGGUGGCGAACUCAAACACGGUCAAGGAUCGGUUCUUAUUUCUGUUCAACGAUAUCCUCGUCAUUGCGAAGCCCGUAUUCCAAGACCCAGAAUCGAUCCUGGAUACUACAAGGCCCUCGCCACUCGACAGAAAAUUCAUCGUCAAAAGUGUCGUGCAACUUCGCCAACUCCACUUCUCAGCCGAUAGGGACGACCUGUCAAGCAGAAUUCCCUUCUCGUCACCCAUGAACCGGCAUCCCGUCAUACGGUCUUUCGUCGUUCAAUUCCAGAAGGAGCCAGACCAUGCUAUCUCCUCGUUGUUUGAGAAGACGGGAAUGAGGUCGGAACCGAUGUUACUUGGACAGUUGCUCAUGAAGACGCUCGACCUCGAUCGGGCGAUGUUGGGCGUUUAUUUGUCGACGAGGACGUCGAAGGUCGUGCUCAAAGCGUACAUUGAUGGAUUUGGCUUCGCGGGGAUGCGGGUGGACAAGGCGUUGAGGGUCUUUCUUCAGUCUCUCAACAUCCCGUCACCGUCCAGGUCGUCGCACUCGUCUCCGUUGGAUCACAUGGUCGACUCGUUCGCCAGUCGAUGGUACGAAGCCAACAAGGGCAAUGUGGCGUACGACAAGGAUCUCGCAGUCAGGCUUGUGCGCGCUCUUGUACAGCUCAACGAGGCACUCCACGGUGGGAUCGUCCAAGAACCGGGAAUCCCAAGUCGUAUCAAGCGCAACGUCCUCAACCGCGACUUCAUCGACGCUUUCCGCCGACUCGACCCAAGAAGUCUCGUACCCGACGAGCUCUUGGACACGAUAUAUAUGUCCAUCCGACGAACACCGUUGGCACAGGCUCGUAACGCCGCCACAUCAGCCCCUCCCGACCUUCUCAUCACACUCAAACGCCCCGUACCGCCACGGCUGACAUACAAAAUGCAAUCCGAGCCCAUCAUCCUGCGCAUCCCCUCCACGGAUCCGAACCUCGUCAUCCAGCUCUACGGCCAAGACCUCAUCUGCGACCCACCCGCACUCACCUUCUCCCGUUCUCCCGAAGCUUCCUUCCGCAUCACCGGCACCUCGCUCGGUCUUCGAAACCUCAUAUUCCUCCGAACGGGGUCCAAUGCGCUUUCCUACACCGGUGUUCCGCUCAGUUGUCCGAUAGUGGUAGAACGGAGCUUCAUGAGGAAUACGUUCCAGGUGGCGUUCGCGGACCACAUGCAGCAGAAGAGGAAGUAUAUGUUCAGUGUCGAGGACCCGGUGAUGCGACAUAAUUGGAUGGCCUCGCUCAAGCGACAGAUCGAGCUUGCCUCUUCCGCCGCUUCGACCUCUCAGUCGCAGUCUCAGUCACAGUCGGCGUCACCCGCUCAUACGAAGUUCCAACAAGCGACGGAGGAUACGGUGUUCAAGAUCUUGCAGGAUACGUUGAUCGCGAGUGUGGAGGAGAGCGAUUGGGUGAUGAGAUCUGUCUCGCCACCGGCUUCGCCUAUGCCCUUUUCGCAAUCAAGGUUUGCCAGCUCGCCCGUACCUUCGUCAGGUCGUCCAAGCCCCGGACCUGGAUACGGAUCGAUAUCUCCCGGACUUGCGUCUUCGUCGUUCGCACAAUCUCAGCGCCAGAAGGGAAGCAAUCUGUACUCCCACCAGAGGUCAAAAUCGAGAAGCCAAGUCUAUCAUCGUAAGGGUCUAGGCAGCAUGGAGCCACCGCAAUCGCCACCGCCAAUACCGUACAGCGUUAAUGGCGAGGAUGGUGAGGGUGAAGGUGAAGGCGAUAUGACGGUACAGGAGGUGCCGAUUGAGAAUGUGAGGUCGAGGUUGUGGUCGGGGAAGGAUUUGGAGAUGGUGUGUUUGCAGAAUAGCGCGGUGGCAGUGGCGGUGGCGGCGUUGAGGGUGGGCUUGGGGGCUCAUGCAAAUGGGAAUGGGGUGCCGGGACUGCAGAGGCAGGGGUCAGGGAGGAGGUUGCAUUCAUAACCUAGCCUGAGUUGUUGGGGUGGAAGGGUGUCUUGGUUGUCGUGGUUCGUCUGCGCGCUCGUCUGCUUCCUGUAUCUGUCUCUCUCUUUUGCGUUUGGCCUUCAAUCAACUGCACAUCUAUCCGCAUCUCGUUCUCUCUUUGCUCUUAUCCUCGCUCCGCUGUAGUAUCUGAAUCUCGUAUAUAUUUUACGGUUUCCUCGUGCUCUCCGUCCUCCUCUUUCUUUUCCUUUUUCUCUUUUCUUUCCUCUGCUCCUCUUUCCUCUUUCCUCUUUCCCCAGUGAAUCUAUAGCCUCUCUCUCUCUAUGCUCGGCCUCUACACCACUGUUCUGUAUUUAAUCAAUCGCAUGGUCUUCGUACUCUCUCCUUACUUCCUCUCUCCACUGCUCCCCAGGUCCCUCAACUCACUAAUAUUUAAUUUGUGCUCUCGGUCUCCCGCUCAGCCUUCUUCUACCCCAACUAUUUAGUCUCUAGUCACAGUGGCUAUUUCAACGCGCUCGCUCCCUCUCUUCUCAACCGUUCAGUAAUGCGGACUCAAGUUUUCAACGUUUCUACACGCUCCACUCGUUCUCGUACCAAUCUCUCUGGAACAUACGUAUACGAUAGCGAACUGUCGUCUCUCUCCUCCUCUUCCCUCAUUCCGUCCUUUCAAUACCCUCAUCCAUUCCCUCCGCUCUUCAC
Stereum hirsutum FP-91666 SS1 is the source of this 6244-nucleotide messenger RNA. RefSeq lists its product as uncharacterized. The coding region runs from base 128 to 5566 and encodes 1812 amino acids. The record is from RefSeq and is a predicted model, not a curated record. Gene Ontology annotation, molecular function: guanyl-nucleotide exchange factor activity. The transcript has 4 exons. Gene Ontology annotation, biological process: regulation of ARF protein signal transduction. Lineage: Eukaryota; Fungi; Basidiomycota; Agaricomycetes; Russulales; Stereaceae.